UUUACAAAUUGCAUUUUUUUGCCAAAUUGCAAAGUGUAAAUGCCGCUUCCCAUUUUAUAGAUAUUAGUUAUCAAUUAAAUGUAAAAUAAUUAAGAUUUAAGUUACAAUACAGUUUUAUAUCUCUAUAAGAUGGUAAGACAUAGAAAAAUAGUCAGUUCGCAACAUAAACAUGGGAAUAAUAACACUGGUAGCAAUUCGGGAAGUGGUAGAAACUCAAAUUUAUUUCGUUUCUCAUCUAUUUGGAAGACUGUUGUCGGAUUCUGUUGCCUAGCAUUCGCGAUUUAUGUUAGUGUUUUAGGUUAUCUAGAAACCCGCGUAAACACGCCUCUUGAUGAGGAAAAGGCAGUUUUAGAGACUGGUAUAUUUGUACCAGAACGCUACUGGGGUUCAUAUAGACCAGGAGUAUAUUUUGGUAUUAAAAGCAGAGACCCACGUUCCCCUGUUUUUGGUUUUAUGUGGUAUGAAAUUGGUGAUACACAUAAAGGGAUCAGACAUUGGUGUGAUCAGAAUGAUAAUUUAAUGUCCUACGGUUGGUUAAGACAUGAUGGAUUUUUGUUUGGAGAGCAAUUGAUAUUGGAUAUGCCACUUAAUAUAGUGACAUCAUUUAUAAAGACCCCAGGUGUGGUGAACGGAGGACAUUGGACUGCAAGAAUUAAUGUUACUUCAAAGCAUAAUAAGAAGACAGUAGGUUUGAUAUGGUACGGAGCCUUAGAUGAGUCAAUGGGUCCAGCAGCACCACAUUCCCGUCUAUGGAUGGAGAAUGGAGUUAUGAAGGGACAUACUCCCCAGUUAGAUAAUUUUAGAAUUAAUUUUAUACAUGAAGGUAAACUCCACCAUACGUCAUAUUCAGAGGCAGUAGCACCAGGGCUACAUCUCUUAAAGGAGAAGUUUUAUUCUUUAUUAAAGCCCAGUAAAGAAAGAUAUGGACCAAUUGGACAACUGCCAAUAUUGCAACCGGACCCAAAACUAAAUGAACAGAACGCGAAUUUUGUUCCUGUUCAAAUGAUAGUUGAGACACCAUUUUAUUUGGAUGUAGUGUACACAACAGAAGAUCUGCCUACCCCACCAUUGAAGGGGAUUGAAUAUACAAAUGAAAUGGAAAUGCAUAGGAUGAAAUUCGACUUAGAAUUUGAAAGAAAAUUCAAUCUGGAUGAUAAGUAUGCAGAACUCGACGUGAUUAUAGCUAGAGCGGCGUUGUCCAACAUGAUUGGUGGAAUCGGAUAUUUCUAUGGGGCGGGCAGAGUCAAGUCCCAGCAUACCAGUGAGCCAGUGCCUUACUGGAGAGCGCCGUUGUAUACCGCGGUACCAAGCAGGUCGUUCUUCCCACGCGGUUUCCUAUGGGACGAGGGCUUUCAUGGUCUCCUGAUAGGUCACUGGUCUCCUCAGAUACAGAUGGACAUCGCGGCGCAUUGGCUGGACCUGAUUAAUGUUGAAGGAUGGAUACCACGCGAACAGAUACUGGGUGUGGAAGCGGUCGCUCGUGUGCCUAAAGAGUUUAUAGUACAAAGUAACGCGGCGGCCAAUCCGCCAAUGCUGUUGGUACAGUUGGCGCAUUUGGUGCGCAACAACCCGCAGCUAUUCGGACCAGGACAGACGCUGCGCGGAACUCUCGAUCGAAUGUUCCCUAGAUUGCAGGCAUGGUACCAAUGGUUCCAAAGCACACAGAAAGGAGACGAGCCCACCGCGUACAGGUGGCGAGGCAGAGAAGAUGACGGUCUCCAACUCAAUCCUAAAACUUUGACAUCCGGUCUGGAUGAUUAUCCUAGGGCAUCACACCCAUCAGAUAUUGAACGGCAUGUUGACCUUCGUUGUUGGAUGUACGCUGCCGCAGAUGCUAUGGCGACCAUCGCUUUUCACCUGUUUAUUGAAACGACUAAAUACGAAGCAACGAGAGAUCAGCUGGGCGAUGAGGAACUUCUGAAUGAACUUCACUGGUCGCCGGAAACUCAGACAUACGCUGACUAUGGUCUCCACUCGGAUGGCGUGAAGUUGGUCAGGCAACCAGCUAAAGCUCCCAAUGAGCUAUCAAGAGUGGUUCGAAGCGUAUUAGUGCCACCAAAGCCUACACUGGUCACUUCGGCUUUUGGUUAUGUAUCUCUUUUCCCAAUGUUGCUGAUGGUGUUAAAACCUGAGAGUCCCAAGUUGGGGAAGAUCCUGGAAGACUUGGACAAGCCUGAACUACUUUGGUCUCCAUAUGGACUUAGAUCGCUGUCAAAAUCAUCGCCAUACUAUAUGAAGAGGAAUACAGAACACGACCCACCGUACUGGCGAGGUCAAGUUUGGCUCAAUAUCAAUUAUUUAGCUCUACGCGCGCUGAAGCACUACUCCCGAGCAGGAACUUACGCCAAGCGCGCAGCAGAUCUGUACGAACGCCUUAGAGACAAUAUCGUCCGAAAUGUGUUAGCAGAAUACAAACGCAAUGGCUAUCUAUGGGAGCAGUACUCCGGAGAAGACGGCAAAGGUUCAGGAUGUAAGCCGUUCACUGGAUGGACUGCGCUUGUUGUGCUUAUCAUGGCUGACGAAUAUUAACACACACUGCCUUGUUAUGAUAUCCUGGUAUCAUGGAUAGUAUACAGCUGUGACGUCACUGUACUACGCGUCUACGUGGUAAGAAGCAAUUAUUUAAGGCUGUGCAAUAUUAUCACAUUUCUGUUUUCCUAGUAGAUUAGUUACUUAAACUAGAAAAUAAUUCAUAUCUUAUCAGGAGUAGAAUUAGAAAAUUCAAUUAAAAAAAGACAAAUUCAGCUCAAAAAAAAUAAAAAAAUAAACAUACUAUACCUUGCCUUGAAUCGACGGAAGAGGAGACGCAGAAAAGAAGACAUUUUCCCCUUCCUAUGCGUUCCUCCUCUAACCGUCGGUUUCUGACACCAAAAUCUCUGUAUGAAAAAUAUCGUCAUC
This is a messenger RNA of Papilio xuthus (Asian swallowtail), 2898 nucleotides long. It is a transcript of the gene GCS1, whose product is annotated as mannosyl-oligosaccharide glucosidase. The record is from RefSeq and is a predicted model, not a curated record. Gene Ontology annotation, cellular component: endoplasmic reticulum membrane. The transcript is spliced from 17 exons. NCBI's taxonomy places the organism in Eukaryota, Metazoa, Arthropoda, Insecta, Lepidoptera, Papilionidae. Bases 130 to 2529 code for a protein of 799 amino acids. Gene Ontology annotation, biological process: protein N-linked glycosylation; oligosaccharide metabolic process. Gene Ontology annotation, molecular function: Glc3Man9GlcNAc2 oligosaccharide glucosidase activity.